GCUCCGCAACGCGCGCCGCAGAGCCCAGAGAGCAGGAUCUGGUCUCACCGGUACUCCAAAAAGAAAAUUCCUAUCCCUGCCGGGCCGCGGGAAGUGAACAAUUUUCAUUCCACAGCGCCGGGCGGAGUGCCGGCCGCUGCCCGCACUGCAACGGCGGCUACCGCAUGACCGGAAGCCCAGCCAAGUUCAGAGCCAAGCCCGAAAGGAAGAGAAGGCAAUCCGUUUAGUCAGUCAAUCCAGCAGUGGUCAGCAGCAGCAUCGGGAGGUGCACGACGACGGAGGAUAACGGAGUGCGUUUCUGUGCUUGGAGCUGCUUGUGCUCGGUGAAAAGAAUCAAACGCGGUGCGAUGAGUGGCCUUUGAGUGACCCCGUGCUGUUUUCUGUGUUUUCGCGUCAGUGCGAAGUGAUCGUGUUCUCUCUAUUCGUGCGCCGUCCCUCGUCUCGCCAGCAGAUCUUCUCGGAGGAAUAAUAUGGAUUCGUGAGAGCGCACCAUGCUGAAGCUGGCCGGCCUAUGAUGGCAUCCCUGUCGCCUACGGAUAUCUCGCGGCGAAACCCCCAGGAUGAGUACGAACUGGUGCAGCGGGUCGGCAGCGGCACUUACGGCGAUGUCUACAAGGCGAAGAGGCUAUCCACCGGUGAGAUGGCGGCCAUCAAAGUCAUCAAGUUGGAGCCAGGUUGGCGCUAUGGGACAUGGGACGAGUUUGGAGUCAUCCAGCAGGAAAUCCUGAUGAUGAAGGACUGCCGGCACCCGAACAUCGUGGCCUACUUCGGCUCCUACUUGCGGCGGGACAAGCUCUGGAUUUGCAUGGAGUACUGCGGAGGAGGAUCCCUACAGGACAUCUACCACAUCACGGGUCCCCUGAGUGAGCAGCAGAUAGCGUACAUGUGCCGGGAGACGCUCAAAGGGAUUGCCUACCUGCACUAUGUGGGCAAGAUGCACCGGGACGUCAAGGGCGCCAACAUCCUCCUGACCGACGAUGGUGACGUCAAGCUCGCCGAUUUUGGCGUGUCUGCCCAGAUCACUGCCACCAUCAGCAAGCGGAAGUCUUUCAUUGGAACACCUUAUUGGAUGGCGCCCGAGGUAGCAGCUGUGGAGCGCAAGGGUGGCUACAACCAGCAGUGCGACAUCUGGGCGGUGGGCAUCACGGCCAUUGAGCUGGCGGAGCUGCAGCCACCAAUGUUUGACCUGCACCCCAUGCGGGCCCUCUUCCUCAUGUCCAAGUCGGGCUUCAAGCCACCCCAGCUCAAGGACAAGGUCAAAUGGUCCCAGAACUUCCACCACUUUGUCAAGGUGGCCCUGACCAAGAACCCCAAGAAGAGGCCCACAGCCGAGCGGUUACUCAUGCACCCCUUCCUCAACGGAGACCACCUGACCAAGCGACUGGCACGGGAACUCCUAGAGAAAGUCAACAACCCGCACAACAACUACGCUGAACUGGACCCCGACGAUGAUGGGAUCCUGUACAACGUGCCACAAAGGAUUGCAUCCCAGCGGUCUGCAAGGACAGCGGAAAGGGCGCAUUCAGAACUCAACAUGGACAAUGUCAGCUUUGAACAACGAGUUUUCACGGAGCUUGGUGACUCGACAAAUCAGAAUGCACCGGUGCACAACGGCCAGGGGAACAACCACUACGACCUGGCAACAGCGUGGAUGGAGCGUGACAGCGAGACGGAGGAGAUUCAACGUGCUGGGCCGAUUGCGGCUGCGGCUGCUUACGACGUGGAUGACGACACUGAGGCGAAAUUUUGUGCUGCCCUCAGGAGCCUGCUGGAGAUUGUGGACGAGGAGCUGCGGCACAGUCAGCUGCUGCCCUUGUGCGAGCAGGGUGCUCAAAAGUGCGCCGACCUUUCGUGCAGGGGUCACACUGAGAGGUUGUCUGACCAGGACCUCAAGUACUCACAACAGGCCACACUUCCAAUGGACAAGGCGGACAAUGCAGAGCCGUGGCCAUCGGGUCCACCACACGAGAAUGGUCAUGGUGUACACGACAGCCGAGGUGACGGCAACGCUGCCAGGGACGGCACAUUGGAGGCCAUUGCCAGCACGACGAGGCUACCAGCCACAAGUUACGCCAUGCUCGAGACCGACAUCCUAGGAGACAGUCCAGAGGACCACAAUGUCCGGGAGGGCAGCGUGACCCCAACAGGGACGCUGGAAGGGCCCGGGGCAGCGGAAGAGGAGACCCUUUCCGAGACGGAGGCCCCCUCGAGGGACGCAGCGGGGCGCCCGGAGGCCCCACCGCGCAAGAAGGAGAAGAGGCGGUCGCACCUGGUGCCCAACCUCCCCGUGCAGAAGCCCGUAAGCAAUGGCCUUCCGCCAACGCCCAAGGUGCACAUGGGUGCCUGCUUCUCCAAGGUGUUCAACGGCUGCCCCCUCAAGGUCCUCUGCAGCACCAGCUGGAUUCACCCCGAGACAAGGGAUCAGCACAUCCUGUUUGGCUGUGAGGAGGGCAUCUACACGCUCAACCUCAAUGAGAUUCAUGACUCCUGUGUGGACCAGAUCUUUCCCCGAAGGACAUCUUGGAUGUUUGUCAUCAAGGAUGUGCUCAUGUCAUUGUCAGGCAAGAACCAGCAACUGUACAGGCAUGACCUUGCUGCACUCCACGCAAGAGCCGGGCAGCGAUUCGGCUUGCCUGUCGGCCGGCUACCUGAGCGACUAGUUCCCCGGCGGUAUGCAGCCACUACCAAGGUGGCAGACACCAAGGGUUGCAUGCGGUGCUGCGUGGGUCGCAACCCGUACAAUGGCUACAAGUACCUGUGCGGGCUGUCCCCCCAGGGGGUCUUCCUAAUGCAGUGGUACAACCCACUUGCCAAGUUCAUGCUGCUCAAGCAAUUUGAGUGCAUGGUUCCGGCGCGGUUAAGCGUGUUUGAAAUGAUUAUCACGCCUGACCUGGACUACCCUAUCCUCUGUGUUGGUGUCCGGAAAGGGUAAGUUGCAUUCCGUGACCAAGUGACCAUUACAGCACUUUAGAUGUCAUCAU
This is a messenger RNA of Dermacentor silvarum, 2981 nucleotides long. It is a transcript of the gene hppy, whose product is annotated as mitogen-activated protein kinase kinase kinase kinase 5. The transcript is spliced from 23 exons. The record is from RefSeq and is a predicted model, not a curated record. Lineage: Eukaryota; Metazoa; Arthropoda; Arachnida; Ixodida; Ixodidae. The coding region runs from base 512 to 2932 and encodes 806 amino acids. Gene Ontology annotation, molecular function: ATP binding; MAP kinase kinase kinase kinase activity. Gene Ontology annotation, biological process: protein phosphorylation.